GGCCUGAAGGCAGUAGAGCCGAGUGCAAACCUGAGGGUGUUUGGGAAUUGCAAGACCUGGUGGCAUACGAGGAUAAAGGCCCGGAUUCAGCCUCAGAGAGUGGAAGAGGUGGCCGGAAUGUGGGAUCAGAGGCUGGUAAGGUUGGCCUUGCUGCAACAGCUUCGUACUAUCUAUGGCAUUAAGGUUAAGGGUGGCCGUGGAAAGUGCGACCGCAGGAGACAGGCAACAGCAGCUGCGGAAAUACGGGGGAGAAUAUUUGGAGUACCUUUUAAUGCCUUGCCCCAUUCUAUUGUACCAGAAUAUGGACACAUUCCAAGCUUUCUUGUUAAUGCUUGUACAUAUUUAGAAGAACAUAUUCAUACUGAAGGACUUUUUAGGAAAUCAGGAUCUGUUAUUCGUCUGAGAGCACUAAAGAAUAAACUGGAUAAUGGAGAAAGUGCCCUAUCUUCUGCACCGCCUUGUGAUAUUGCAGGACUUCUUAAGCAGUUUUUUAGGGAGUUACCAGAGCCCAUUCUCCCAGCUGAUUUGCAAGAUGCACUUUUCAAAGCUCAACACUUAGGAAAAGAGGAGAAGAAUGCAGCUACACUGAUGCUGUCUUGCCUUAUGACUGACCAUACAAUUGCUAUUUUAAGAUAUUUCUUUAACUUUCUCAAGAAUGUUUCGCUUAGAUCUAGUGAGAAUAAGAUGGAUAGCAGCAAUCUUGCAGUGAUAUUUGCACCAAAUCUUCUUCAGACAAGUGAGGGACGUGAAAAGAUGUCUGCGAACACAGAAAAAAAGCUCCGAUUACAGGCUGCUGUAGUGCAGACUUUUAUUGAUUGUGCAUCAGAUAUUGGGCGUGUACCAGACUUUAUCCUGGAAAAGAUACCAGCUCUGUUGGGUAUUGAUGGUCUCUGUGCUACUCCUUCAUUAGAAGGCUUUGAAGAAAGUGAAUAUGAGUCUUCUGGGGAAUGUAAGAGAAAGCGAAGACAAAGUGUAGGAGAAUUUGUUAGUGGAGCACUUAAUAAACUUAAAUCUAACAGAACACCUUCAUUUACGCCUCAGCAAGAGACAACUGCUCAAGUGUCUGCUGUAUCACCAGUCAUUCUUACACCAAGUGCUAAGCGUAAACUGCCAGUAGAUUCUGCUCAUGGUUUUUCAAGUAAGAAGAGGAAAUCCAUCAAGCACAAUUUUAACUUUGAGCUAUUGCCAAACAAUCUCUUCAGUAGCAGUUCUACACCAGUAUCAGUUCACUUUGACACAAGCCCAGAAGGGUCAUCUCAGAACUCACUCACUCCUGGAGCCAUCAGUGGCGACUGCAUCAGCACAGGUGUCCAAAGAAGAAGUAAAAGGAUUGCAAACAAGAAAGUUUGCAGGGUAGAAUCAGGAAAAGCAGGCUGCUUCUCUCCUAAAAUCAGUCGUAAAGAAAAAGUUCGAAGAUCUCUGCGUUUGAAAUUUAGUCUGGGAAAAAGUAGCAGAGAUGUAAAUGUUUAUUCAGAAGUCAACAGACAUGAAAAUGUUGGUCGACGACUUGCAAAUCAACAAAGUUUAAAAAAUGGGAUUGAAUCUGUAAAAACAGGUCUGCUUUUUAGCCCAGAUGUUGGUGAAAGAGUGACACGAAAAGGCUCAAAAAAGAUCAGUAAAUCAGAGGAAAAUUUAUUAACUCCAGAGCGCAUAGAUGGAACAAAUUACCGCAUGUCUUGGACAGGACCUAGUUCAAGUUUUCAAGAAGUAGAUGUAAGUGAAACAUCUCCCAAAAUAAGAAGCCUUAAAAUGGAAAACUCUUCUGUGGACUCUGAUCUUGCAGCUGAAAAGUCAUCUGUUAUUUCAUAUGAACUCACUGCUUCCAAUGUAGACAGUUUGGACAGCAAACAUGAUAACAGUGUAUCUGGAAACACUCUUAGUGGGGAUGAAAGUACUUUGACCACAGAGACUUUAGUGAAAAUCCAGAAAGCAUUUUCUGAAUCUGGAAGUAAUCUUCAUGAAUUGAUAAAUCACAGGCAAUCAUCAAUAACUAAUGUGGAGGAAGGAGAAUCAGAUGAACUAGCCUAUGUAGAAUAUAGCCCAGAGAAAAACUUGUUUGAAGCUAAUGAUUUGACAGUGAUAGAAUCAACAGAAAACUGUGAACAUCGUACUAAAAAAGAUGAAAACAGUCUUUCAGAGAGCAGCUUCUUACCGUAUCAAACUCAAAAUUUGGGCAAAGAAACAACUAUGACAUGUUAUUCAACUCAGAUGAAGAUGGAACAUGAAAAAUGUGCUUAUUCAGGUACACCAGAAGAUAAUGUAAGCAAACAAGAAUUCCCUAGUGAGGAACAAAUAAAUAAACAUGAAUCCCCUAGAUAUGAACGAAAUACUAAAUUAAAAGAGAGUGAGAAUUUGACUGACGAAGACUUAAAGACACGCACAGCUUCUAUGACGGACAUAGCUAAAUCAUCUUCUUUAGAGCACAUUACAUGUAAUAUAAAAAGCACAUCAAAUCCCAAGCCUGCGAGAAUCGUUAAACAACAGUCACUGGUGGAAACACGUGAACAAACGGUUUCAGAAAACGUACAAAUUACAGAGCAUACAAAGGUUUCAGACCACAUACAAUGGUUUAAUAAACUUUCUUUAAAUGAACCAAAGAGAACAAAAGUUAAGUCGCCUCUCAAGUUUCAACGUACUCCUGUUCGUCAGUCUGUCAGACGAAUUAAUUCUUUGUUGGAGUAUAACAGACAACCCGUCAGGUGUAAGUUGAUGAGCCAUGAAGAUGCUGCUUCUCCUCUGGUUAAAGCAGUAAGCUGUGACAGCACCCUUUCUUGUAUUCAAAAUGUGUCACAAGGUUCCUCUAGUAAAGGUAACAAAGCAAAUUUUGAAGAACAAAACUCUGCUUUACAGAAACAGCCAACUGUUGAUGUGAUUUCAAAAUCAAGUGUGGAGUUAACCUCUAAGUCUUUAUCAACGAUGAAGAUGCACCAAGACUCAGUGAAUUCUUCUCUUGGGUCAACUAGAAUUUGUAAACAGGAAGUGAUAUCUCAUGACCAAAUUAAGGUUCCUUUGGACGACUUGACUAAUUACGAUAUAUUAAAAUCUGUUGUAAAUAGCAACGUAGGCUUUUCUUCUGGGAUAAAUAACAGAGUCCUUAGGAAACCAUCAGAAAGAGAACGAGCUUGGUAUAAAGGUUCUCCCAAAAAUCCAAUUGGAAAAACUCAGCUAUUACCAUGUAGACCUAUAGACUUGUAA
Elephantulus edwardii (Cape elephant shrew) is the source of this 3195-nucleotide messenger RNA. RefSeq names its product Rho GTPase activating protein 11A (gene ARHGAP11A). Bases 118 to 3195 code for a protein of 1025 amino acids. NCBI's taxonomy places the organism in Eukaryota, Metazoa, Chordata, Mammalia, Macroscelidea, Macroscelididae. The transcript is spliced from 12 exons. The record is from RefSeq and is a predicted model, not a curated record. Gene Ontology annotation, biological process: signal transduction.